Messenger RNA from Eupeodes corollae, 1207 nucleotides. RefSeq names its product serine hydrolase-like protein. Bases 186 to 1184 code for a protein of 332 amino acids. NCBI's taxonomy places the organism in Eukaryota, Metazoa, Arthropoda, Insecta, Diptera, Syrphidae. The transcript has 2 exons. The record is from RefSeq and is a predicted model, not a curated record.
GUCUAUGACACCAUUGUUAUAAGAAUUCUAUUUUACCGUCAUACAAUUACAAGUAGAAACUUGUUGCUGGCAAAAUGCACUUAUAAACUUAAAAGCUUCAAGUUGUCGAGGGUUAGUAUUUAAUAGUUAAUUGUUUUGAGCACAUCGAAGCCCACUAGGUUCUUUUGAGGUGAAUUAAAACAUUCAUGGCAAUUGCUGCAGGAAGGACUUCUGGCAUUCUAAGGCGAUCUUUUCAGAGAAUCAUGGCAGAGAACUCAAAGACCUCCUUACGGAAAUUUGCUACAAAAGAGUUCGAGGAAAUAAAAUUCAAUGUCCCCUGGGGACACAUAGCAGGCAAGUGGUAUGGCCCAAAAAACACUAGACCAAUAGUCGGAUUCCAUGGCUGGCAGGAUAAUGCCGGCACAUUCGACACACUCGCCCCUCUUUUGCCAUCACAUAUUGGAUUCUUAGCCAUCGAUUUACCCGGUCACGGACUGUCUUCUUGGCUUCCCGAGGGUUGCACUUAUCAUUGCGUGGACUAUGUAACAUUUGUGCUUACUCUGAUGCGAGAAUUCGGUUGGGAUAAGAUUUCAAUGAUCUGCCAUUCGAUGAGUGCAAUCAAUGGAUUCGUAUUCAAUUCACUGUACCCGGAUAAAUGUGACUUAUACAUUGCUCUGGAUGUCCUGAAACCUUUGCUGCAACCCAAGGAUAUUGUUGUGAGCAGUGUUGCAGAAAAACUGGAAGGGCUUAUUAAGGUUUCCGAAAGGAAGCUCAACAAAUCCGAACCACCAAGCUACGAGUUUGAACAAUUGGUAGAUCGAUUGUAUGAAGGAUCAGGUAAAUCCAUCGAAAAGGAAUGUUGCCAAUUUAUUUUGAAGAGAAAUAUCAAGCCGUCGGCCACGGACCCAACUAAAUAUAGCUUUAGUCGAGACGAUCGAUUGAAGUCUAUGUUAUUCUAUGCUCUGCCACAGGAGUUAGUUUGUGAUAUGGCGGCGAGGAUCAGUUGCCCACAUUUAUUUAUUAAAGCCCUGCAAGCACCUUACUAUGAGAAAAGGUCUAAUUAUGAUGAAGUAAUAAAUGUACUAACAAAGAAGCCUACAUUUGAGUACCAUCAAGUGGAUGGGACACAUCAUGUACAUUUAAACGAACCAGAGAAAUUGGCUGAUAUUAUUAAUCCUUUUAUAAAUAAGUAUAGAUCUCAAUAAAGUUAAAUUAUUGUUUAAAAAUG